Molecule: messenger RNA, 1045 nt
Organism: Eutrema salsugineum
Lineage: Eukaryota; Viridiplantae; Streptophyta; Magnoliopsida; Brassicales; Brassicaceae
Product: basic leucine zipper 61
Exons: 1
Coding region: 234-971 (245 amino acids)
Biological process (GO): positive regulation of DNA-templated transcription
Cellular component (GO): nucleus
Molecular function (GO): DNA-binding transcription factor activity; transcription cis-regulatory region binding
Source: RefSeq, a predicted model, not a curated record
UUUAAAAAAAGUUGGCUCUACAAAUUACAAAUUCAGAUUUUUAACCCCACCAUAGUGCAACAUGACUCGGAAGCUGUUUAUAGAGUAUAAUAUACGGUCGUAUGCCGUAUUUACUAACAUGACCAUAAUACCCCUCUUCAUUUUGUCAAUAAAUAUCAAGCUCCAACAAUGCAAUUCUUCCCUUUUCCCCUUCUAAUCUCUCUCAUCUCUUUAUUAGAAAAAAAUAAGCAAUUAUGUUAUCUACUGUCCCGGCCUUUUCCUUCUCUGAACCGGGUUUGGUUAAUCAUUUCUCGGGUUUCCAAACCGGAUUCACUCCUUGGGAAUGGGACAGCCCUGAUCUCUUCUCCGUGAACCAAUUGUCUCUUGAACCGGCCGUCCCUAGCCCGUGUUAUUGUGAAUCCGACACCGGUCUCGUCAGAAUUAAUUCUGGUUUUGAUGACACCAAAUCCGGUUCUGACGAACCUUGUGCCGAUUUCAUCGAAACCAAACCACGUUUUGACGACGUUGAUAUUUCACACGGCGAACCGGACUCGGACGACCCAAAACACUUGACAUCCAACCCAAAUUUGGAUUCGGGAGAGCAGAACCAUAACCGGAACAUAUUCAGCCAACCGGAGAUGACCGACGAGAGGAAGAGGAAGAGGAUGGAAUCGAACAGGGAAUCGGCGAGACGGUCGAGAAUGCGUAAACAGAGUCACAUUGAUAACUUACGAAACCAAGUAAACCGGCUUGAUCUUGAAAACCGUGAGCUCGGGAACCGACUCCGUUUAGUCAUAUACCAGCUUCAACGAGUGAAUACGGACAAUAACCGGCUCUUGACGGAACAAGAGAUUCUCCGGUUAAGAUUGUCGGAGAUGCGGCGGAUUCUGAUUAACAGACAACUUCAACAACAGCAACACUGGGAACUUUAUAAUCGGAGAAUGAAUAUGGCUGCACAAAACCCAUCUUCGAUCAUCGAUCAUAUGAUAUAAGAAAUAUGAAAUAAAAAUAUUCUAAAAUUUAGAGCAAUACCCGACAGAUGAAAGAAAAAUUCUUUCUGUGUCUC